GGUGGGAAGGUGAAAGAAGGCAUCUGGCGCGUGGGAAGUCUAGAUUUAUAACGUUUUCAUCACGACUAGUCUCGGUUGAAAUUCUGUGCUUGUUCAAUUCCAGUGAAGGCGAAAACAUUCAAGUGAGAGAAGUGGGAGCCAAGUUGAACUUUUUAGGCAUCCCCCCAAAAAUCCGGCGACCCAGAGUCGAGGUUAUUGCAACCAGCAGAAGAAUGUUAGAAUUCGGAGAACCAGUAACCAAUGAGCAACAGUAGGAAAAGCAGAAAGAUGCUUGCACCAACUGUUGCAGCGAGGGUGAAAUUAUUUACCAUGGACAAAGGAUAUUUUUAUGUUUCAGCGGAUGCUCUGCUUAUGUAGCAGUGCGCAAAAGACUGGGGACAACUCAGCACAUUGGACUCCUCGCAAGUGAUGGUCAAGUGUCGAUAAGAAACCACUUGCGUAACUUUUUCACAAUGGAUUACUGGACUUUUGAAAUUAACACAAACGUAACACAAAAUAAAUGUAACAAUUUUAGGGUGAACAAUAAGUUAAAAUACAAAACCAAUGAAUAUCUUUGAUAUUAAAAGUGUUCCGCUAUUGUAAUUUUAAAUGCCAUUGACAACUGAAAGAACUGAAACUGGUUCUAGCUCAUCGUAGAAGUGAUUAUUUAGUGUUUUUUUGUAGCAUAAUUUUCCUAUUAAAAGUUGAAGGAAUCUUGUUGGCUCUUAUGGGACUAAGGCAUUCGCGCUGCUUGCUCUUUCGGAGAAAAAUGGCGGAUGCAGACAACUCGGAGCGACAGCACCCCGUUUCUACCCCUGUCGUCUCCCUGUCAAUCCAGCCUGCUCCGAUGCCCAAACCGGUGCCUACCACCCACCCGGUGUCCUGCCCGCCUCACACACCCCACAUGGCUGCCCUCCCCACCUACCCUGUCCGGGGAAAGGCGGCCAAGCAGCUAAACCCAGAGGAAAUGACAUCACGAGACUAUUACUUUGACUCCUAUGCCCACUUUGGGAUCCAUGAGGAGAUGCUGAAGGACGAGGUGAGGACCCUGACCUAUAGGAACGCCAUGUACCACAACAAGCACGUGUUCAAGGACAAGAUCGUGCUGGACGUGGGCAGCGGGACGGGCAUCCUGUCCAUGUUCGCUGCCAACGCGGGUGCCCGGCACGUAUACGGGAUUGAGUGUUCAAGCAUAUCCGAAUAUUCAGAGAAAAUCAUCAAAUCAAACCAGCUCCACAACGUCAUUACGAUCUUUAAAGGGAAGGUGGAGGAAGUAGAACUUCCUGUGGACAAAGUGGACAUCAUCAUCUCCGAAUGGAUGGGCUACUGUCUUUUCUACGAGUCCAUGCUCAACACCGUCAUCUUCGCCAGAGACAAGUGGCUGAAGCCUGGAGGCCUGAUGUUUCCUGACAGAGCUGCUCUGUAUGUAGUGGCCAUUGAAGACAGACAGUACAAGGACUUCAAAAUCCACUGGUGGGAGAACGUGUAUGGCUUUGACAUGACCUGCAUCCGUAAUGUGGCCAUCAGAGAGCCUCUGGUGGACAUGGUGGACCCCAAGCAGGUGGUGACAAACUCCUGCCUUGUAAAGGAAGUGGACAUAUACACGGUGAAGAGGGAGGAUCUGUCGUUCACCUCGGCCUUCUGUCUGCAGAUCCAGAGGAACGACUACGUCCAUGCCAUGGUCACGUACUUCAACAUAGAGUUCAGCAAGUGUCACAAGAAGACCGGCUUCACCACAGCUCCUGAUGGCCCCACCACCCACUGGAAGCAGACUGUGUUUUACAUGGAGGAGUACCUGACUGUGAAGAAGGGAGAGGAGAUCUUCGGCAGCAUCACAGUGAGGCCAAACGACAACAACGUGCGUGAUCUGGAGUUCACGUUUGAGCUGGACUUUAAAGGGCAGCUGUGCGAGGCAGCCAUUUCCCACGACUACAAGAUGCGCUAGCGAGCCAGUCCCUCUGGACACGCCCUGGGACGGCACACAAGGCCUCCUAUUGGUUAGAAAGAGCUGUGAGACGUGUCUGAUUGGACGUUUCUGGGACCUGAAUGACCCAGCGACCUGAGCAAUAGCUAUAUCGUUUGCCACCGAUUUCUUGACAGCUACGUUUUUUUUCCUGGCACAAUUCUGAAUGUAAUAUCCUAAAAGAACUUGAUUUUAAAUUGAUUUGAUUAUUUGAACCGCUGUCAGUGUUUUGAGUCAGGUAACAGAGGAAUUUGAAUUGAAGUCAACAUUAACGUCCUUGCAAUGACAUUUUCCACUUUACACAGUGGAAGAACCCUGGGGAAUUCUUUCAUAAAUGAAACAAUAUUAGAACUAUGAAAAGGGUAGUAUCCCAUACAGGAAAGUAAAACUGUUUUCAAGUGUUAUGUUGUAUUGUGUAUUUUGUUAAGUUAUGAAGGUAUUUGAAAGAUACUUGCAUGUUUAGGGUUUCAAUCUUUCUAGAUUUCCGAUGUCACAAUAUGAUUUGAUCUGCUACUUGAGGCAAUUCAUUAUGUUUCCAACCUACAGUGCCCGAAAGAAUGUGCACAGUCACAGUAAGUUGGAAAUGCGAAUAACAAAGUGGUUUAGCAGGAUGGUGUGCAAGAGAUGAACAACUGAAUAAAAAGACAAAUACCA
Molecule: messenger RNA, 2596 nt
Organism: Hypomesus transpacificus
Lineage: Eukaryota; Metazoa; Chordata; Actinopteri; Osmeriformes; Osmeridae
Gene: prmt8b
Product: protein arginine methyltransferase 8b
Exons: 10
Coding region: 707-1924 (405 amino acids)
Biological process (GO): peptidyl-arginine methylation
Cellular component (GO): plasma membrane
Molecular function (GO): protein-arginine N-methyltransferase activity
Source: RefSeq, a predicted model, not a curated record